GCGGGCGUGACCCAGAUUAUACGGCAAAGUUUUCAUCAUCUGCGGUUUAGAAAUGCCGAGCUGCAUAAAGUGUAUCUACAGCAACAUAAUAUACUAUGAGGGGUAUUUAUUUUCUCGCAUAUGUAUACUGUUCUAAAUAAGUUUAGUGUUAAUGGAGGUUAAACAAAAGUUAUUCGUGGAGUUUGACUGUUAGCAUGCUAACAGUGCUCGGAUGAUGCACAUUGGUUAUGUUUCAGUCAGUUGCUUCGUGGAGCAGGGGCAGAUCCCAACAUGGAGUGUCCAAUCUUUUCAAAAUAUACUUGUCUGGAUUUUGUUUUUAAUAUCAUCGGUGUGGGCACGUUUCUGUUUGACGUGGGCUCGGAUCUGUGGGUGGCGACGGUGUUUUUCACACAUGGAAACUUUGUUUGGUUCGGGAUUAUGUUGGGAUUUAUGCUCGUAUCGUCUGUCAUCGUUCAGAUGUUUAGCUGGUUUUGGCUUCAGUAUGAUCGCGAUUUGAAGGACUUUGAUUCUCAAACGUCAGCCGGGAACAUGGUUCUGUUCGGCGGGGCAAAACGAGUCAAACUUGCGCUCUUCCUCCACGUGUUUCAGCUUGGUUUCUUCAUCAGGCACAUUUCAGUCAUCUGGCAAGGUUUCCGUGUGUGGCGGCAAGGGGGUAGUGGGUCCGAAUAUGCAGUUUAUCUUACUCAUGACCUCAGCAUGCUUCGCCUUAUUGAGACCUUCUGCGAGAGCGCACCACAGCUCACCCUCAUGAUGUACAUCAUGCUGCGAACAAACCACGCAAGGAUAGUUCAAUAUGUGAGUGUUAUCGCCUCCACAACUUCUAUAGCCUGGAUGGUCGUGGAUUAUCAUCGCUCACUUCGUUCUUUUCUUCCCGACAAGGACAAACAAGGCUGGAGGUCCUCUUUCGUCUACUUCCUCUGGAACCUCUUUCUGAUCGGUCCACGUGUGGCAUCUGUCGCUCUGUUUGCCUCUGUGCUGCCCUGGUCUAUUUCUGCUCACUUCCCGUUGUUAUGGAUCACCUUUGCGUUAUGGGCCUGGAAACAAGGCACCGAUUUCAUGGACAGCGCUGUGGGAGAGUGUCUCUACCGGGCCACCAUAGGUGUCAUCUGGUACUUCAGCUGGUUUAAUGUGACUGAAGGCAACACCAGAGACAGAAGUAUCAUCUAUCACUCAUUUAUAAUCGUAGACAGUGGCAUUCUUCUGCUUACGUGGUGGUGUUACAGAGAUCCGGAAGUGACCCAGUCAUACGCCCUCAUUUUUGUCAUUUUCAUCCCACUUGCGUAUGCUUCAGGGUUACUUAUUAAAGGUUUCUACUAUAGCUGCUUUCACCCCAAACUGUGGCGACCGGAGGAUUCUGGGAAGGCUUUAGAUGACGUUUCUGAUGGGUUGGAGCCGUUCAACGCCAUUCAAGCCGACUCUGCUUCUUUUCACAUCUCAAACACGAGGAUGGGUAAACACGCUGCUAACUUCUACACAACGAAGACCUCUUCUGUAAAUAAAACAGAUGGAUGUGAAGCAAGUAAAGCAUCAGUACUGUGAAAACCGAAUGGAAUGUAGCCUAUAUGGAUGUUACGGACAUUUUGCAUUAUUGUGUUUGUAAUUAAUCGUUUUUGGAUCAAGUUACAGUUCAACUAAAACCGUCCAUUGUGCUGUGUUUAGCAAUAGGUUAUUAAAACGUUAAUUGGGUUGUUUUGAAUCAAUAUUGGGAAAAACACACGGCCUGGUUAAAAUGAUCCAACUGCUUGGAUGUUUCAACUCAUGGUUGAGUAGCAACCCAGCACUUUUUUAAAAUGUGUAUGCUCGUCCUUUAAUGUUUACUUGUAGCUUUUAUUUCAAAGUAGUGCAUACUACUCAUGCAUAGUAUAUUUCAGAUCAUCUGAAGCCAUAUGGAUUUGUAUGAGAGACAAAGGAGGGAUUCGAUUUGGAAAUGAUUUAUAUUUGGUCUUAGGUUAAAGCCAUAGGUUCAGUGGCAGAGUAUAAGGUACAUGUCUUAUUUUAAUAGUUUUAUGGUGCUUGUUUGUCUUUGUUAGCUUGAAGGUCGAUGCUCUAUGUUGUAAAUGAAGAAAGAAAAUAUAUUACUUAACAUCUCGGAAGGAUGUUCAAUGUAAAAAAUGAAAAUUUACUUACCUACAGCUUUUGAUGCAAUGGGUGAGUAAAUGAGGACUGAAUAUUCAUUUUGGGCCCGACAACUAUGAGGAUUUAAAAUAGUAAAGAGGAAAUAGGUACUGUAGGGUUACAACUAAAAAUGUGGAACUGAAUGUUUGUUGUUCAUUGAAUGAUUUGAUACCCUUAUUUGGUAAAUUGUAAAAUAAGUUUGCGAAUUUGUAAAUUGAAAUAACAUCACUUUAGUCAUGCUUGUUGCACAGAGUGGAAUGUAUGCAUGUCGCUGCUUGUGUGUUGUUGUUAUUGUAGUUUUUUUGUUUGUUGUAAAACUAUUUUGUCCCUUUCAAAACUUCCUGUUUUGAAACAACCCUAAUAGGAUAAAGCAGGAAUGAAAUCGCAAUCCAUCCGUUACUUUACAGUUUUUGAGAGGGGUGUGUUUGUGAACUGCAUUAUGUUACAUAAGCUCAUGUAAUGCUUCUAAAAACACUGACACCGUAAACACAGUGACUGCUAUAAUAAUAUAUCAGUGUUAUAAGUGUGAUAUUUAGAAAUAACUAAAAAUUCCUGUAAGCAUGUUUUUUAUAUGAAAUUAAAGCUGCAAUUUGUAAUUUUUUUGGUUGAAAACA
Molecule: messenger RNA, 2729 nt
Organism: Paramisgurnus dabryanus
Lineage: Eukaryota; Metazoa; Chordata; Actinopteri; Cypriniformes; Cobitidae
Gene: xkr8.3
Product: XK related 8, tandem duplicate 3
Biological process (GO): phosphatidylserine exposure on apoptotic cell surface; apoptotic process involved in development; engulfment of apoptotic cell
Cellular component (GO): plasma membrane
Source: RefSeq, a predicted model, not a curated record